Molecule: messenger RNA, 4332 nt
Organism: Planococcus citri (citrus mealybug)
Lineage: Eukaryota; Metazoa; Arthropoda; Insecta; Hemiptera; Pseudococcidae
Exons: 2
Coding region: 1642-3903 (753 amino acids)
Source: RefSeq, a predicted model, not a curated record
AAUCGUUAGCCGCCGCAAAAUUGGAUUUUACUCCGACCAAUGAAAACGUGUUUUACGUUUCUGUAACCUCCCACUGAAAUUGUGAUAACACUGUUGUGAGUGUUGUGUGUUAUUUUUGUAAGUUUCAAUUUUCAAUUUUAGAAUUGCGAAAAAAAGGAGAGUGAAAUAAAAUAUGCACUCGUUGAAUAUCGUCCAUAACAGAUUCACGAACUCCUUCGAUGAAUAUUAUUUAGUUAACUAUCAACAUUUUCUGAGCUAAUUUACUUAUUUUGUUUUUACACAGUAGUGAGUAGACUGAUUUCCUGGUCUAGAAAGGAGAAUACGUAUUAUUAAUUAGAAAUUUUGAGAACUAUUUACUUCUGAAAAACUAAGUACUCGUAUCUACUACUUUAGAUGAGGAGAAAAAACAAAAUGAAAUAAGUAAUGAGAAGAAAAAUAAUAAGAGAGUGAGAAUACAUAUCAUUUUUUAGCAUACACUCUUCGGCAUUUUGAAAAGUCAAUUCAUUCUUUCUAAUCUAAUCGAUUUCUAGAUCAGAGUGAUCAACUGAUCAUUCGUAUUUGUAUAAUGUACCUCGAUCAAAAUUUAUUCUUUUCAGAUUGAAGAAUUAAGUAGGUACCUAUAUCGUGAAAAUUUUUGCAAUGAGUUGCAAUAUCGCGAGCAAGAUUUGCAUACAGUUAUUAUAAGAAAUGAAAUGACAUGAUUGCAUAGGUACUGCAUAGAAAAAUUACUCAUUAGUCAUUUGUAAUGAAUAAUAAUUGAAACAAUUAAUAAAUUAAUAUCACAGGAAAUAGCGAAAUUAGACAGUAUGAAUCCAUUUUCAAGUAAAAAUUGUAAGUCUGUUAACAUGAUUAUCCUUAUGUGUGUGGGAAUGCGUUUUCAUUGGUCGGAGUAAAAUCCAAUUUUGCGGCGGCUAACGAUUAGUUUUUUACACUAGUGUAGCUUGGUGUAUUACACUGGAGUAGGUGGUGUACUCCACUCAUGCACCACUCACACCAGUGUAUGAGGUGGUGUAACAUUUAUUUGGUGAUGUUUUUUUCAUCCCAUUUUUGUUAUCAUCAUCACUUCCGAUAGUUCGUAAAUAGAAUGAAAUAAGCUUUUUUACAAUUUCACUCUCCAUUUACAACUUUUCUUCAAUAAAUUAAUUCACAUUUGAACGCAAACGCAAACAAUUAUCAUCAACAAUCAAUUCAAUUUCAGUGUGCAUGGUGUACACCAUCUACUCCUCCUCCAGAGCAGGAGUAGAUGGUGUAUGCACCAACUACACCAAUGCAUUACACCAGAGUACACCCGACUGAAUAGAACACAAACUUGCCUGCACUAGUGUAAAAAAAAAAUGAAAAGAACAAAAAUCCUACACUUUCUACACCAGUGUACACUAGUGCAGUAAAUUUGUGCGAAAAGAACAAAGCUUACGACAAUGAGUUCUUAUCAAAAAUUCAAAAUCGUGGUAUCGAUUUUUUUGCUUUUCACUUUUCUGUAAAAAAAUUCAAUCCAGCAGUUGAUGCAUUUUUCAUUUUUAAUAAUGCAAUGGAAACCAUACCUCAGUAAGACCAGAUCAAUCAUCCCUCGCUCGACCCUGUUAUCAAUUUAUUCGGAUUGAGCGUUUCAGUUUAUACCAUAAGCCAUAAGAAAUCUGCUUAAUGGGUGCUGGUUUAUCUGACCAAGAUUAUUUUCGUCAUCAGGAUCGUACUUCAAGUCAACGUUGGCACCAGCACCAAGCACUUACAGCGAGUCCCAUGGCACCUAUCGAUGUAUCAGAUUUACGAGAAACAGCCGCUGUCAAUAUUGCUAUCGCUUUGUGGAACCAUGUCAACAUUCCAGUUGCAUUAUUCGAAGCAAGUCCCAACACCCUAGCAGCGUACUACGAGGUACAAGAUGCAGGAGUUGAUUUAGCUACGUUUAAAUGGGAUCGUGUCAUUUCCAAAGUAUGUAAAUUGGCCGAUAAAUUACCAAUUCCUAAUUCUGUAGCGAAAUAUAUCGAAAAAGUAAUCGGUACAAUGGGUGAUCGUGUAGACGAAUGGGUUUCCUAUCACAAUCGAACUGUGUUUUUCGAAGCUGACAAAGCUGAUCAUUUAUAUUACCACGUACCGUACUUCGCUUGGUAUUCUGAUGGAACAAUUGAUAACGAACAAACUGCUCGAAAUUUAUUAUCGUCUCUCAGAUUGAGCUUCGUUGAAAAAUACAAACUGCUGUGUACUUAUUGCCUAAAAGACGAAAUGGAAGAGAUGAUACCGCAGUUGUUGUCGAAUAACGUGCGAGAAGUAGUGGCAUUUACUUCGUAUCCGUUGAUUUAUUAUUGGGAUCGCUAUUUUCGAAACCAACUUAGCACUAUUCCAGUCCCUAGAAACACAUCUAUCGAUAGUUUCAUGUUUCGUCAUACAGCUGUUGAUAAUUGGCCGGCUAAGAAAUACUUUUUUAAUCGUUUGAGUUCCGAAGAGAAAAUACAAAAUGCUAUUCAAUUGAUCGAUACUCGAGGUGUAGAAUAUCAGCGAUUGAUGUUUACACAAUUGAGCGAAUUCGAACGAAUGCAAGUGUAUAUGCAGAGAGCAGAGAAAAUCGUAACGAAUUAUAUGAGUGCAGUCUCAGACUGUAGGCACAUUCUAUCGGCGUGGUUCGAGAUGCGUUUUUUGAUUUCCGCCGAACAAUUUUCGUCGCUGUUUCACACUUUGUUGAAAUCGUAUCAUCCUCCGAUCCCUCCGCACUUGCUUCACUUGGUGUUUGCUAAGCGUAUGUCUGUUCAUAAUGAAAACCUUCAACGUGUUCUUAAAGAAAUAUGGAUAAGCGCUGGCGAUGAUUUUAGAAAUCACCUCAUCGGAUACAACGAUUACGAGAUCAUCAGUAGAAUGUUCCAACUUCGUAUGAAAAAUACCGAUAUUAAUGAUCUUCUGUUUACAAUACUGUCGAACGUAAGCCCUUACCAUAAAAAGAAGAUUAUUAAUCUACCGUUCUUCGAUUCGUAUUGCGAUAGAUUACUCUCCGGCGAGGAUGUUCAAGAGUUUAAUCGUUUAUUGAACGUGUUUCUUCCUGCCGCUGUCGACCAAAAUUCAGUCCAGUUCAAAGAAGAUGUUGUUCUUCGUUCGGCGUAUGUUAGAAGCCAGUGCUUAAUAUUUUAUUCAACGGGUCGCGUGGAUCAUGUGAAUAAAUGGCUGACUAAACUGUUGCCGACGACGCACUCAGCUGUUUUACUCGAGUUCAAAAAAAAUCUACUCUUGUCAUCCGAAGGUAUCAACGAAUGCGUUGAUAAUGGUAUUUUAAAUCUCAACAAAUGUAAACUGAACGCUGUUAUGGUAGAUCUAGAUAGUUUUCUGAGUAAAGACCUGAUCGCCGAAUUCAAAAGAAAACUAGUUUUUUCAUCUUCAGCUAUCAAAGUGUUUCGAGGAUGGGUGAUUAAUAACAAGAUUGCUGAUGUGAAAUAUUUCAUCGAAAAUUGCUUGGUAUCUGACGAAGAUAAAAAAGUGUUGAAGAGACGACUUCUAACUGUUGAUGAUUAUACUUCUUGUACGGUUACCCUGUUCUCCAGGUGCAACCGCGAAUGGAUACAGAAUUUUUUCGAAUGGUGCUUAGAAGACGAUAAUGGUGCGCGAGAAUUCAAAUCGACGUUACCUGUAGAUGACAUAUUUAACGAACUAUUGAAACGAGCUAUUUUUUCGAAUUACGAUCGUCGAUUAUCGAAAUGCAGAUUCCAACCACCUGGGUCAUUUGAUACUGAAAUCGAACCGCUGAAUCAUUUUCUGAAUUGGUAUUUCAAUUCGUACGAUGAAGUAAAAAAGUACAAAUUACGGAGGAUUAAUUCUUACAGAAGUGAAAAUGAACGCGGCGUAAUCAAAACUCUGUUGAGAAAAAAAGACCAUUAUUAUUUUCGAAUCACGUUGGCGUGGUUUCUUGACAACGACCGAAAAUAAAAAUAGAAAUUCAGAAGUAUCCAAAACUGUUGAAUUAGAUACCUAAGACUACAGACUGAUUAUUAUUCAGUUAUUGUGAUUAAUCAGUUAGUAUUAUGUUUUGAUGUGAACUCGUUUAUUUUUCUUCUGUUUGUAUUUCAUAAUUGGUUAAGUACAUAGUACAUUAAGUAAGUACAUAUAAGUGAUUUUUGAAGACUCGUUCUCCUAUUCUUACUAAUUAAUGUAGGUAAGUGUUUUCAAACCUACUUAUUUAUUGGUGCUUGGAGAAUAAUUUUUACAUUUUCAUUGUAUUACCUUAUUUUUGAGAAACACCCUAUGAUUUCUGUUAUUGAAAACCUAUAUUUUGUUAAGCCAUUUUUCCGGUGACUGUUUUGUAUUCGCAUUAGUUCUGAAUAUUUUUGAAAAUGUAAUGAAAAAUAUGAAACAAUA